This is a messenger RNA of Lachancea lanzarotensis, 681 nucleotides long. RefSeq names its product LALA0S07e04324g1_1 (gene SVP26). The coding region runs from base 1 to 681 and encodes 226 amino acids. Gene Ontology annotation, biological process: endoplasmic reticulum to Golgi vesicle-mediated transport. NCBI's taxonomy places the organism in Eukaryota, Fungi, Ascomycota, Saccharomycetes, Saccharomycetales, Saccharomycetaceae. Gene Ontology annotation, cellular component: COPII-coated ER to Golgi transport vesicle; Golgi membrane; endoplasmic reticulum membrane. The transcript has a single exon. Gene Ontology annotation, molecular function: COPII receptor activity. The record is from RefSeq and is a predicted model, not a curated record.
AUGAUCCUUCAAGCAUUGUCAUAUGUGGGAACGGUGUUGGGCUUUUUGUUUUUGACGCUUUCCAUCGCAGCAGGGUUGUACUAUAUCAGCGAAUUGGUUGAGGAACACUCGGAGCCCACGAAACGCUUUUUGACGAGAGCGAUCUACGGAAUAAUUGUGAUUUAUGUACUGCUAUUGAUUCUGGACUCAUUCCCUUUCAAGCUCAGCGUAUUUUCUAUUGCAUCAUAUGUCGUCUACUUGCGAAACCUCAAACAUUUUCCCUUCAUUUCGCUGAGUAGCCCUACAUUUCUGGCCAGCUGUGUGCUGGUUGCACUCAACCAUUAUCUGUGGUUUAGACAUUUCAAUGACACCGAUGUUCCACCUCAAUUCAGGUACGACCCUAACUACAUACCUCGCAGAAGAGCCAGCUUCACCGAGGUAGCUUCGUUUUUCGGCGUUUGUGUGUGGUUCGUGCCAUUCGCGCUUUUUGUAUCGUUGUCAGCCGGUGACAACGUUCUGCCCACUACAACUUCUGGCUACUCCAAGAAAACAGACGGAUUGAACACCGAGACACCCCAUUUUCGCAAAAAGGCAACCGGUCUUGUACGUGUAGUGAUCGACUCCGUAAGAGACUAUUUCUACUUGGCAGCACGAGUUUUCGGGUAUGACAAGAACUCAGAGAGAAGUCGAUUGGGUGUAUGA